This is a messenger RNA of Hydatigera taeniaeformis, 384 nucleotides long. NCBI's taxonomy places the organism in Eukaryota, Metazoa, Platyhelminthes, Cestoda, Cyclophyllidea, Taeniidae. The record is from the annotation of a GenBank genome assembly.
AUGCGAUCGCAAUCCACUCUGGCCUGCUUCCUCAUCCUCCUCCUAGCCUUCACCUCAUAUCAAGUCGUUUCCCUCAUGGCGCCAGACAGCCAGACUGCAAAGCAGUUGGAGGAGGAUUUGUUCGACACAGCGGACUUGGUGGAUGGGGAGGAGGCACUCGAUGACAUGGAGACAGAAUACAUAGGCCCAGUUGACGAAGCUGACACAUCCGACAGUCAGGAUGAAGUUCUUGUGCCGGCAGGGUGGCGUCGCUUCCGACGAAGACUUCGUCGUGCUUUUCGAAGAGUGCGUGAUGGAAUUCGGAGGGUGUUUCGAGAGCCAUGGAGAGUAUGCCUUGGUAGGUGCAACCACGGUCGUAAACCACCUGUUCCUCUCACUUUCUAA